GCUGGGGGCCCGGCCAUGGCCGGGGAACGGCCCCCACUGCGGGGCCCUGGGCCAGGGCCCGGAGAGGCGCCGGGGGAGGGGCCCCCGGGGCCGGGGGGCACGGGUGGAGGCCCUGGCCGGGGCCGCCCCUCCUCCUACCGGGCUCUCCGCAGCGCCGUGUCCAGCCUGGCGCGCGUGGACGAUUUCCACUGCGCCGAAAAGAUCGGGGCCGGCUUCUUCUCUGAGGUCUAUAAGGUUAGGCACCGACAGUCAGGGCAAGUCAUGGUGCUGAAAAUGAACAGACUCCCCAGUAACCGAGGAAACACGCUACGGGAGGUGCAGCUGAUGAACCGGCUCCGACACCCCAACAUCCUAAGGUUCAUGGGGGUCUGUGUGCACCAGGGGCAGCUGCACGCUCUUACAGAGUAUAUGAAUGGGGGGACCCUGGAACAGCUGCUCAGCUCCCCGGAACCUCUAUCCUGGCCUGUCAGGCUCCGCCUGGCUCUGGACAUUGCCCGUGGCCUGCGGUACCUGCAUGCCAAAGGUGUAUUCCACCGAGACCUAACAUCCAAGAACUGUCUGAUACGACGGGAAGACCGAGGCUUCACGGCUGUUGUGGGUGACUUCGGGCUGGCUGAAAAGAUUCCUGUGUAUAGGGAAGGGGCAAGAAAGGAGCCAUUGGCUGUGGUAGGUUCUCCAUACUGGAUGGCUCCAGAGGUGUUGCGGGGUGAGCUGUAUGAUGAGAAGGCCGAUGUCUUUGCAUUUGGGAUUGUCCUCUGUGAGCUCAUCGCGAGAGUACCUGCAGACCCGGAUUACCUGCCCCGAACUGAGGACUUUGGCCUGGACGUGCCUGCUUUCCGGACCCUGGUGGGGGAUGACUGCCCGCUACCCUUCCUGCUCCUGGCCAUCCAUUGCUGCAGUAUGGAACCUAGCACUCGUGCUCCCUUCACCGAGAUCACCCAGCACCUGGAAUGGAUCCUGGAGCAGCUGCCUGAGCCAGCCCCUGUCCCCAGGGCUCCCCUGACACACAAUCAGAGGUCUGUUUCAAGAGGGGGUCCCUCAGCCACACUUCCUAGGCCAGACCCCCGGCUUUCCCGAAGCCGGUCAGACCUCUUCCUGCCCCCAUCACCAGAAUCACCCCCCAACUGGGGGGACAAUCUGACUCGAGUCAACCCCUUCUCACUCCGGGAAGACCUCAGGGGAGGCAAGAUCAAGCUGUUGGACACACCCAGCAAGCCAGUUGCCCCCCUGCCCCUUGUACCGCCAUCACCACUGCCCUCCAUGCAGCUGCCCUCAGUGACCGCUCCAGAGACCCUGGUCCAGCCUGGGACACCUGCCCGUCGCUGCCGCUCACUACCAUCAUCCCCUGAGCUUCCCCGACGUAUGGAGACAGCACUGCCAGGUCCUGGCCCUCCCACUGUGGGCCCCUCGGCUGAAGAAAGAAUGGAGUGUGAGGGCAGUAGCCCUGAGCCAGAACCCCCAGGACCGGCUCCCCAGCUGCCCCUGGCCGUGGCCACAGACAACUUCAUCAGCACUUGUUCCUCGGCCUCCCAGCCCUGGUCCCCUAGACCAGGACCUGCCCUUAACAACAACCCCCCAGCUGUGGUGGUCAGCUCCCCGCAAGGCUGGGCUGGGGAGCCGUGGAACCGGGCCCAGCAUAGCCUUCCCCGGGCAGCGGCCCUGGAGCGGACAGAGCCCUCGCCGCCCCCUUCAGCUCCCCGGGAGUCUGAUGAGGGGCUGCCUUGCCCCGGCUGCUGUCUUGGCCCUUUCAGCUUUGGCUUCCUAUCCAUGUGCCCUCGCCCCACACCAGCUGUUGCCCGCUACCGCAACCUGAACUGUGAGGCGGGCAGUCUCCUCUGCCACCGAGGGCACCACGCCAAGCCUCCCACACCCGGUCUGCAGCUGCCUGGGGCACGCUCUUAGCGGUGGGGCCUGUGGUCUCUGGCCUCCAACCUUGGCCUUCAGGAUGCCCCGUGAGGACAGAGCACACACAUUGGAUGGUGCCAGCCCCAGAUGGGCUGACCGCCUCCUCUCCCCACAUAGAGGAACCUCAGCAUGGACUCACGAGACAGAACAUUUCCUCUCUGGCCCCUGGGCUUGCUCUCCCGUGGGCGAUCACUGAACCAGACAAAGCAUUGCUGACACAUGAGACUAACACGUGCAAAUUAUUUAAAAAUAUUUCAAUAAAACUGCCUGGCUGGCUCCGGGCUGCCCUUAUCCACUCA
Molecule: messenger RNA, 2204 nt
Organism: Canis lupus familiaris (dog)
Lineage: Eukaryota; Metazoa; Chordata; Mammalia; Carnivora; Canidae
Gene: TESK1
Product: testis associated actin remodelling kinase 1
Exons: 10
Coding region: 16-1902 (628 amino acids)
Biological process (GO): protein phosphorylation; actin cytoskeleton organization; positive regulation of stress fiber assembly
Cellular component (GO): nucleus; cytoplasm
Molecular function (GO): ATP binding; protein serine/threonine kinase activity
Source: RefSeq, a predicted model, not a curated record